Vicia villosa (hairy vetch) is the source of this 1620-nucleotide messenger RNA. RefSeq lists its product as uncharacterized. Bases 1 to 1620 code for a protein of 539 amino acids. The transcript has a single exon. The record is from RefSeq and is a predicted model, not a curated record. Gene Ontology annotation, molecular function: catalytic activity. Lineage: Eukaryota; Viridiplantae; Streptophyta; Magnoliopsida; Fabales; Fabaceae.
AUGCUUGUGUGGAAUACUAGGGGCUUGAAUAAAAAGGCGAGGCAUCUUGAGAUUGCAGCCCAUCUCAAACAUAUGCAACUGCCUUGUAUAGCUUUACUAGAGACUAAAGUUAAAGUUAAUAAAGCAGAAAGUAUUAGACACAAUUUUGGCACAUAUUGGAAACACCUUGAUAACUACAACCACCGUCCUAAUGGGCGCAUAUGGAUUAUGUGGCAGGAAAAGAAUGAGAGUUUUGUGAAGAUAGCCAGUUCUGAUCAGUUCAUUCAUUGCAAGGUGACUGAGAAAGAGAACAAGAUGGUGAAGUGGAUUACUAUAGUGUAUGCCCAGAAUCAGUUACAACAUAGGAGAAAACUAUGGAAUGAUAUUCGAAACUGUGCUGGAUCUGUACAGGGGCCUUGGAUGAUAAUUGGGGAUUUUAAUAAUGUCAUGACAAGCAGAGAUAGAAUUGGGGGGAAGCAGGUUCAACUGGCUGAAUAUGUUGACCUUGAACAGAUGAUGGAGGAUGUUGGUUUGUAUGUACAUGAGACCAAAGGUGAACAUUUUACCUGGAACAACAGACAUACCACCCAGAUGAUUUACUCAAGAAUCGACCAUGUAAUCUGCAACAGGGAAUGGUUUCUCCAAUUCCCUAUGAGUAUAGUUACUGUGAUGCAGCAGCAUAUAUCUGACCACACACCUCUUAGAGUGCAAUUUAUGGGGGACCAAAAUAUGCCUAGGAGGAAAACUCCUUUCAAAUUCCUAAACUGCAUUACUACCAGAGAUGAAUUCCUUGACACAGUUAGAAACAACUGGAAGAGCACAAAGGAGGAUAGGCCUAUGUACAGUGUGUGGAGAAAUCUGCAACAGUUACAACCUUUCAUGAGGAAACAAGCAGGCAGAAUCGAUGAAAGUAUCAGACAGAUCCACAACCAUAGACAACACCUGUUGCAAGCUCAGGCUGAAUUAAGCAAUGAUAGAUUCAAUGAGGAAGUAAUGGAUAGAAUAAAAACUAUCACUGCUGAUCUUCUCAAGACAACAGAAUUAGAAGAACAAGUUCUCAGGCAAAGGGCAAAAGUUGAUUGGCUGAUUCUAGGUGAUGGCAACAAUAGGUACUUUCAUGCAACUGUGAAAAGUAAAAACAAAGCAACAGGAAUCUUUAGCUUAGAGGACCCUUAUGAGAUAGAAAUGCAAGGGCAUGAGAACAUUGAAAAAGAGGUGAUCAGAUUCUAUGAAGAUUUGAUAGGAAAAAAUACAAAUCACUUGAGACACAUUGAUGUGGAGGUAAUGAGAGUUGGUGCCCAACUCAGUCACACACACCAAACUGAACUUAUUUUACCUGUUGCUGAGAAAGAGAUCAUGGAUGCUUUAAAGAGCAUUGGAGACACAAAGGCCCCUGGGAUUGAUGGAUAUAGAUCCAAAUUUUUUAAGGAUGCUUGGGAGAUCAUAGGCAGGGAUGUGAAGACUGCAGUGUGGGAUUUUUUUGAACAUGGAAGGUUAUUCAAGGCAGCUAACUGUGCAUUAGUAACUUUGAUUCCCAAAGUGCCAAAUGCUAACAAGAUGAAGGAUAUGAGGCCUAUUGCCUGCUGCACAGUUCUAUACAAAAUUACUCCAAGAUACUCACCAAUAGGCUCAGUAAAGUGA